This is a messenger RNA of Pundamilia nyererei, 1335 nucleotides long. It is a transcript of the gene wdr82, whose product is annotated as WD repeat domain 82. The transcript is spliced from 9 exons. The record is from RefSeq and is a predicted model, not a curated record. The coding region runs from base 232 to 1173 and encodes 313 amino acids. Lineage: Eukaryota; Metazoa; Chordata; Actinopteri; Cichliformes; Cichlidae. Gene Ontology annotation, molecular function: chromatin binding; protein binding. Gene Ontology annotation, cellular component: Set1C/COMPASS complex.
GUCACUGACGUGGCGAAAGCGGCGCUUUUCCCUCCUCCUCCUCUCCGCCGAGGACAGAGAAGUAUCCCAGGCGGGAUUUGUCGCUGUGUUUGAACGAUCCUUCUUUUAGGAAAAAAGGCCCCUUUCACAUCUCUGCAGCUCAUAUAUUUGUAAAGAUUACACAAGUGACACUAGUGAUUCGAUUUAAAUCAAAACGAGGGCGCGCUUACCCUCAGACACAGACAGGCCAUCAUGAAGCUAACGGACAAUGUGCUGCGGAGCUUCAGGGUUGCUAAAGUGUUUCGCGAAAACACAGACAAAAUUAAUUGCUUCGACUUCAGCUCGAAUGGUGAAACGAUUAUUUCCAGCAGCGACGAUGACUCGCUAGUCUUGUAUGACUGCCAGGAGGGAAAACCCAAGAGGACUCUCUACAGUAAAAAGUAUGGCGUGGAUCUGAUCAGGUACACACAUGCUGCAAACACUGUGGUCUACAGUUCCAACAAAAUCGAUGACACUAUUCGGUACUUGUCCCUUCAUGACAACAAAUACAUCCGCUACUUUCCGGGGCAUAACAAAAGAGUGACAUCUCUCUCCAUGUCUCCUGUGGAUGACACAUUUAUUUCUGGCUCAUUAGAUAAAACAAUCAGACUGUGGGAUCUGCGAUCACCCAACUGUCAGGGUCUGAUGCACCUGCAGGGGAAGCCAGUUUGCUCAUUUGACCCAGAGGGUCUGAUUUUUGCUGCUGGAAUAAAUUCAGAAAUGGUUAAACUUUAUGAUUUGCGGUCGUUUGAUAAGGGUCCAUUUGCAACCUUUAAGCUUCAGUAUGAUCGAACAUGUGAGUGGACAGGACUGAAGUUUAGCAAUGAUGGAAAGCUCAUUCUUCUCUCUACUAAUGGUGGAGCUCUGCGCAUCUUAGAUGCUUUUAAGGGUGCUGUGCUUCACUCCUUUGGGGGUUACAACAACAGUAAAGGUGUAACACUGGAGGCUUCAUUCACUCCUGAUUCUCAGUUUGUUAUGAUAGGCUCCGAGGACGGAAAGAUCCACGUGUGGAACGCCGAGAGUGGAAUGAAGGUGGCUUUGUUAGACGGGAAGCACACGGGCCCGAUUACCUGCCUGCAGUUCAAUCCGAAGUUCAUGACGUUUGCAAGCGCAUGCUCUAACAUGGCAUUCUGGCUCCCCACCAUUGAUGAAUGAUGACAGGAAGCAGAGUAACCAGCAGGGGUCAUCGCAGUCAGCUCCGUAUGGACCUGUGUGAAAAAUCAGAUGAAAUUUGUAAAUAAUGACUUUACAGAAAUGAUCAGUUGUGCAUUCUUUUUUUUAUAAAUGUUUUUCUAUUUAACAUUAAAGAGUUUCUAA